This is a messenger RNA of Trichoderma virens Gv29-8, 1788 nucleotides long. RefSeq lists its product as uncharacterized. The transcript is spliced from 2 exons. The record is from RefSeq and is a predicted model, not a curated record. Lineage: Eukaryota; Fungi; Ascomycota; Sordariomycetes; Hypocreales; Hypocreaceae. Bases 1 to 1788 code for a protein of 595 amino acids.
AUGGCUCAAAUAUCGACUGAAGAUGAUGUUUGGCCACCGUCUGCACAAGCGCAGAGCUCAACCACGUUUCGACAUACAGACAACGGUGCUUCUACCCUGUCGCUUCCACCUGCAAACAGGUCUGGUUCUGAUGAACAGCCGACGAAACCAUCCAUUCUCACUUCGGAAAUACACAGAGAGGUCAUGGGUUUACUUAUCUUGGUAGCAAAGCAAGAUGCAAGCCCGAUGCGAUCGUCCAUGGCCAAGCUGCCUUCACAUGACCGAACGGAGCUGACCGAUUCAUCAACAAUUCUCGCAAUGCAAUCUGACAUGAAUAACGACAUAUCAAGAGCGACGGCUAGCCACUCAGACGACCAGCAGACAUGGCACUUUGAUUCUUUGGGGUGGCGUCAACAAAAAGGACUGCUCCAACGAAUUAUUAGACGCCUACGAGGCUGGAACAAAGUUGUCCGGGGGGAUGAUGAAGAAGACAAUCGAUACCUCGGCAAUGAUAAAGAAACAGAGGAAAUGGCUGAAAUUUACUUUUCCACCAUUGGUAAAGUCUUGACAGAGAAAGAGGAGCAUAUAGACAGCUCACCCGACCAUGAGAAGUCAAGAAAUUCUGCGGUUGAACGAAAUGAGCCAGAAACCGAAACAAUUGGUCAAGUAAUGAAUCCCGAGCACAAGAUCAUUCUGAGGUUUGUUACUCGGCCAAAUGCUAUUCAACAAACGACAAAUAUCUCGAAUUCUUUGAACAGCCAAGAAAGAAGCAGUAAAGACAUGCCUUCAAACCUGCCUGGAAAUACUGAAGAAGAAUGCAUUUCGCAACUCGGCGAAAAUUUUGCAGCGUUCGGCAUAGCAACAACACCAGAGACCUCAUCCUACCCCAUGGCAAGAGCACUGCUUGACUUUGCACAAAUUGCAGAGAGGUCAGGGUCCAAAGCGUAUUGCCUGAAAUUGAAACCUGAACUUAAGCAAUUUCUGGACAAUUUGAAUUCCAUCAUUGGCUUAAUUGCCUCCCUACCUCACUGGCAAAUAUUUAUUAUACCAGAUCAAAAUCACUACGCAAAAGAAGCUGCUUCGUUGAUUUGCCUGAUUCUAGUAGAAGAAGCCAUGAACUGCGUGACAGAUGUUUUUCUGGAAUUUCGCAGACACAUCAAGGAUAGUCAUUCAAUGGGCCAUGUUCUGAAAGAGAUGCAUUUCUUCUGCUCUUGUCUCCGGCGACUGUCGCAAUUGGUUGCAAAGCAUGACAAAACAUUUCCCCGCUUUCAGCCCCGUUUCAGAGAAAUCCUGAGCAAAUACAGCAAUUUAAGUAGCAUCGUCUUCCGUCGUACGGUGGUGGAGGAAGCUGACUACAGUGAAACCGAAGCUGAAGACAGCCAGAUUGAAGACGAUUCAGAUGAGGACAGUCAGCUUGAAGACGAUUCAGAUGAGGACAGCCAGCUUGAAGACGAUUCAGAUGAGGACAGCCAGCUUGAAGACGGUUCGGAUGAGGACAGCCAGCUUGGAGACGAUCCAGCUGAGGACAGCCGGAUUGAAGACGAUUCAGAUGAGGACAGCUGGAUUGAAGGUUUAAAUAAUGAUUGUGUUCUGCGAUCGGAAUUCGCGGAGAAGCAUCUACGCACCACGAUUAAAUGUCUCAAAUCCCAACGUCAAUACCGCCCCCUUUCUAUUGCCUGCUAUUUGUCAACUGAUUCCAACCACUUGCAAUUAGAUUUGGCAAGAUUAGCUGACACAGAAUUCCCUGGCGGUUUCCAAGAGGUAACGGCUGGAGAUUAUUUUGAAGAGACCGAACUAGAAUUGUCCUAG